AUGGCUUCUGUCUCCCUUCUUCUCGCCAUGCUCUUGUUCUUCGUAAUUGGCACAUCUCUGUCGGACAGUAGGAAGGAAUUAAGGAACAAGGAGAAAACUGCAUUACAGAUGUCAGAGCACUCGGUCCAUUAUCCCAACAGUAUUAACCCAUCGCGUGUUGUCCAAAUCUCUUGGCAACCAAGGGUUUUUCUAUAUAAAGGUUUUCUGUCUGACAAGGAGUGUGAAUACCUUAUUUCUUUGGCAUAUGCUGAGAAAGAAAAAUCCUCAGGGAAUGGUGGGACCUCCUUGGAUAAGGAAGAUGAAAUUCUUGCGAGGAUUGAAGAAAGACUUUCAGUUUGGACUUUCCUUCCUAAAGAGAACAGCAAGCCUUUACAGGUCAUGCAAUAUGGGCCUGAGCAGGAUGGUCAGACCUUAGAUUAUUUUACAAACAAAACCUAUUUGGAAUUAAGUGGACCUUUAAUGGCAACAGUUGUUUUAUAUCUCUCAGACUCUUCUCAAGGGGGUCAAAUUCUCUUUCCUGAAUCAGUGCCAAGUAGUGGCGGCUGGUCAAGUUGCAGUAACAGUAACAAGACUCUCCAACCAGUAAAAGGGAAUGCAAUUCUGUUUUUCUCUCUUCACCUAAGUGCUUCUCCUGACAAGAGUAGCUUCCAUUCUAGAUGCCCUGUCCUUGAAGGAGACAUGUGGUCUGCAAUUAAAUACUUCUAUGCAAAACCAAUCAGAGGCAAGGUCUCAACCAUGUCAGAAGAUGGUGAAUGCACUGAUGAAGAUGACGGUUGUCCUGCUUGGGCAGCCAUGGGAGAAUGUCAAAGAAACCCUGUGUUCAUGAUUGGAUCUCCUGAUUAUUAUGGUACAUGUAGGAAAAGUUGUAAUGCAUGCUGA
This is a messenger RNA of Sphenostylis stenocarpa, 879 nucleotides long. NCBI's taxonomy places the organism in Eukaryota, Viridiplantae, Streptophyta, Magnoliopsida, Fabales, Fabaceae. The record is from the annotation of a GenBank genome assembly.